CCUGGCGCCUACCUUAUUUUGGAAGUACCGCCCACUUGAUCUGCUGUGUGCAUGUGGGUUUCUGUUCUAAAAAUUGUCAGCUUCAUGCGAACAGUUACCCAAGAUAUCGCGAUACGCAUAGAUAAUCGAGGAAGGUGUCAUCUGGAGAAACUCUUAACUGGACAUGGUUAACCUGUGCCGGUUACGAUGGACUCGAAGCCGAUUGCUACUUACGAGGGCAAUUCGAAACUGUUCCAGUCAUUGGAGCCACUUCUAGUCGAAGGAUUACCAAAAGAGCCUGUAGAAUGGAAAAGAUCGUACGGCCGUGGACCCAAGGUCGUUCACGUCGAGGCCACCUUUGUAAAGUUCGACGAAAACAACUUGCCGAAAGACGAAUGCGAACUGCACUUGUUGGACCAGCCGUAUCUACACACCUAUUGGACAGACUGCACCGAUGCGGAACUAUAUCGUACACAAGUGAAAGAUGACAUAAUUGCUUGGAUGGCAAAGCUAAAAGCAGCCCAUGUUUAUGAUUGGAUGUUAGUGGCUGUGGAGCAUGCAGAUAAUCGCCGUGGCAAUAAGACCAAGCUUCUUCCCCGGACUACUGUUUUUGAUCGCAUGAAAGCUGAUUUUCCCAGUAAAACUAUAGAGAGGUGCGUCAGCCUGCUAGACCCUCUACGAAGUGAUACCCGAGCGGUAGAGUCAUGGCAGACACUGUUGGUGCGCCUGAGGCAGGCUUUGCUCCACGCCUGCAGUCGUCACAUGACACGGCACGAAGACAGGGUGCGCGCACAACGAGAGCGCCGCACCCAACCCCAGUGGAGCUUCAUUGAUUUUUUUUCCCUCCAGGAAGAGCUAGCCUUCAUGUUGGAGAUGCUGGGUCUUUACGACGAAGCACUGGUGCAAUAUGACGAACUGGAUGCGCUCUUCACACAGUUUGUAAUCAACUCUGCUAGUGGAGAUAUGCCCGAAUGGCUGUACGAGUUUGCGAGCGUUGGUUGCAGUGAGUGGCCUGGGCUAUGUCUCAAGAGAGGAAUAAAGAAUGGAACAGCUGUAAGAAGACUGGCCCAGGGGGCCUCUCUGCUGGAGCUGCGCAAUUACCUCUUCUCACGCCAAUGUUCCCUGCUGCUGCUACUGUGCCGUCCAUGGGAAAUGGCUCAUCGCACUGUUUCAUUUCUACACAACACUGUACAGGAACUGAAGAUUCUGGAAGUGUCCAUGGUGCCUGGCUCUGUUGCCUGUUGGGUGUUUCUGAGCUGUCUGGAGGUGCUUUCAACAUGUGAGAGAUUCAACGACUCGACCCAGGUGGAAGCAUACUCGCUGUACACUGCUGGACUCUGGUCUUAUGCUAGGGAGAAGUUAAAGGAGCUGGGAGAACUGUGCUACCUGAUGCCCAAUCAGACAGCAGGAUCUGAACAACUGCACAUGGUUGUAAAUCUAUUGUCUGGAAUGGGCGAAGAUCCAUACUCAGAUCCCAAGACCCUGACUCCCCAUGCUAGGCUGAGGGAAGCAUUGUCUUCUAAAGAAUCCUUCCUGAAACACUAUCUGGAUCUUUCCGAACACACCAUGAUCACCUUCAAGCAUAUCGGUCGCAUGCGCUCUGCUAGGCUGGUAGGGAAGGAUUUAGCUGAUCUGUACAUCCAAAUGGGUGAACAUCGAAAAGCUGUGCCCUUCCUCUUGGACCUGUUGCGUACCUACACGGACGAAAGCUGGACGUACUUGGCCCUGUUGAUGCAGAAAGAAGUGGCAUGCUGCUAUCUCGCAACGCAAGACUGGCCCCGGUUUGUGCGGACAAGCAUCCAACUCUCAGCUCAAGCAGCUCUGGCGCAUGAUCAGCGAAUUCAGCACUUUGAACAGGCUCGAGAUAAGAUGUCAGCCCUGCAGGAUGCAGGUGGCACACCAAUUACUAUGGAUGCCAAUGACAUCCUGGUGAUAACCGACGCCUGGUUGGUGCCACCAAAAGAAGGGUCCCAGUGUUGGAUAGCCGGGGGUGAAGUAGAGGCCGUCCUAAUGGUUACUAGCCACAUCCCUGUUCCUGUACAGUGUAAGAAAGUAGUCAUCUCAGUCUCACGGGACGAUAUGGGGUCAAAAACGACGGCAUCUCAGUGUCCGCCGGAAAGCCCAGUAGCAGUCUGGGGUGUGCCAAAGGGCGGUCAGCGAGUACCUCUGGCCCCCCAAAUGUCUGUGAUGGAAGAUGUGCAGAAGCAUGACGGCAGCACUGCCAUUGCUCUUGUCUGCAAGAAUGUGAGCGCCGUAUUGGCGAGGCCAGACGGCAUACACUUCUCUCGCUUUCCUGGGGAGCCAGCGGGUGCCCCUCUCGCCGAAGUGUCGCCGCUCGACUUCAUUUCCGCGGACGUCGAAGUUGUCCCAGGAGUGAACAAAAUUUCUGUUAAGCAGAGGGUUCAGCAAUCUGGAAGCUACGCCUUACUACAAGCAUAUUUGCAAUGGGAGGAUGUACAAUUUAUCCAAUGCUGUUUGCCACCGCAGCUGAGUUUCACCGUUAUUAUGGAAAGCCCAAGCCUUCAGCUACAUUGGCCACAGGCUGAACUGCUCGCUGGUGUGAAGCAAAAAGUGGGGCUUGCUGUAAAGAGUGGAAGUUGUACUAUUGCUGAAGGCAAAAAAGUGAUCAUAAAGGCAUCAAGAGGCUUACUUAUCAAGAGUACCGACAAGUUUGCAGAAGAUGCCGUUAUCAUUUUGCCUACUCUUGAAGCCUUCAAGUCUACCAUAUUUGACCUGGUGGUAAUGGCUCCGUUAGGACAGCAGCGAGAUUCUCGAGCGCUAGAGUACAAUGUUACUGUGACUCUGUCAAAUGACAGCAGUACUAUUGUGCAAAGUGUACAACUGCACUUCCUGCCACCAUUCACGAGCAGUCACAGGGUACACACCUGCAGCACCAGAAAGUAUAUUCAGGUAGUACUCCAAGGCUUGACUUCUCAACUGUUCACGGUUGGUAAUGCCAGCCUCGUGGCGCACGAAAACAAUGUUUUCCUGAAGCCUCUCAAUUCAACGUCACAGCUCCUGAGGGUUAACACGGAACAGGCAGCCUAUUUCCUGUGGGAAAUGCUUGAUGCAAAUGGAGAGCCAAUUCGGCUUACCUUUUCGGUGCUCUAUUCUUACGGCUCGGGAGAAGACCUGGUAGAGAAAACCUACAAUUAUGACUUUAGGAUCGAAAACUACAAGACGUUAUAUGCAGUGAAGGUACGAGUGGAGCCAUCCAAAGGUUCAGAAUUCUGCCGCGCUGAAUGUGCGUGCAAUAUGCACAUUAGCAUCGCCCAGCUGAACCCGAGUGACAAGAAUGCACUCAUGUACGAAGUGGUACCAGACCCUGCCAUCUGGGCUGUGUGUGGCCGAACUGCUGGAGUGGUAAACGUCUCCCAAGAACAAGAGCACACAGUCACCCUUGAGGUGAAGCCACUCAUCAGGGGAUUUUUACCGCUACCUACUGUUAGGCUGUCCAAGUACAUUCCGUCGCAAAGCCCUGGAUCUAGAAGUUCUUCCGAUGGAUCGGGCGCUACCUCGGCCAAGCUGGAACCUUUCCUACAAGGUCAGGUGUAUAACUGGAGCCGUGCAAUGCAAGUUCAUGUGCUUGCUCCAGUUACUGCCUCAGCAGGUGCACCAGUCACACUCGAAGCAUCCUGAUGUUGCAGUUUGGUUGCAAAUGUGCAAGUUGAAGCCAGAAAUGAACUUCCGACACAUGUGCAGUUGUUGCUUAUGUCAGUGUAAUGUAAAGAUUGUACAUAAAAAAAAAAUAGAUUUAACGAUUGA
Molecule: messenger RNA, 3744 nt
Organism: Ornithodoros turicata
Lineage: Eukaryota; Metazoa; Arthropoda; Arachnida; Ixodida; Argasidae
Gene: SIDL
Product: trafficking protein particle complex subunit 10-like
Exons: 22
Coding region: 187-3618 (1143 amino acids)
Biological process (GO): intra-Golgi vesicle-mediated transport; early endosome to Golgi transport
Cellular component (GO): TRAPPII protein complex
Source: RefSeq, a predicted model, not a curated record